Messenger RNA from Megalops cyprinoides (Indo-Pacific tarpon), 1919 nucleotides. RefSeq names its product BCL2/adenovirus E1B 19 kDa protein-interacting protein 2-like. The transcript has 9 exons. Lineage: Eukaryota; Metazoa; Chordata; Actinopteri; Elopiformes; Megalopidae. Gene Ontology annotation, cellular component: cytoplasm. The record is from RefSeq and is a predicted model, not a curated record. The coding region runs from base 1 to 906 and encodes 301 amino acids. Gene Ontology annotation, biological process: apoptotic process.
AUGAGGCUACAAGGCAGUUCCCCGCCCGCCAGCCUGGCUCUCUCCGGAAACUGCACCAGGAAGAAGCGGCUGGUGGCGCCCGCCAUCAGCCUGACUCUGGAGCGCAGCGACUCGGUCUUCUCCGACGACUUUGCCACUGCCGCCCUGUCCCCGUCGCCCGACGACGACCCCGAGCUGGACAUCAACCUGGAGGACCUGGACACGCCCUCUGACAGCGAGUCCUUCGGCUUCCCCGACAGCUCGCACAACCUGGAGUGGGACGACGACCUGCCGCGGGUGGGCAGAGGAGUGGGCGCGGUAGCCCGCGCGUCUGUGACGGAGCAGGCGGAGAUCGGACACAUGGAGCUGGACCAGGUGGACAGCGACGGUCGCAGGUGGCGCCGGUUCAAUAUCUCCGGGCAGGAGUGCUACGUCAACAUGACCGUGCUGGAGCCAUACCUACAGGUGCUGUCCCAUGGGGGUUACUAUGGAGACGGUCUGAAUGCCAUCAUCGUGUUUUCCUCCUGCUACCUCCCGGAGAACACCAUCAAGGAUUACCAGUAUGUCAUGGACAAUCUCUUCAGGUAUAUAGUGGGUACCCUGGAGCUGAUGGUGUCUGAGAACUACGUGAUAGUUUACCUGUGUGGGAUGGCCCCGCGGAGCAAGAUGCCCAAUAUCAAAUGGCUGCGUCAGUGCUACAUGACCAUCGACAGGAGGCUGAGGAAGAACCUGAAGGGUCUGUUCAUCGUUCACCCGGUCUGGUACAUCAAAGCUCUGCUCACCAUCAUCAAGCCCUUCAUCAGUGCAAAGUUCAGCAGGAAGGUACGCUUCAUCCCAAGCCUGCAGGAGUUGUCUGCCUUCAUCCCCAUGGAGCAUGUACAGAUCCCAGAAUGCAUCAGACAAUUUGACCAGAAUAUGAAUGGUUGAAAUACAGAAGCUUUAACUGCAUAUAUGUAUAUAAAGGUGGUGGAACCCUGGACAGGCCUGGACAACAGGCUGACGGGCAGAUGUUGUGAGACCAAAGGUUACAUGGUCAGCAGGUUGCCUAACACAGCAAAACCCUUUAACCUCUGAGAUCUCAACCAAUCAUGCUACUGGGUAUUUGACUUUGGGCAUGUUGAUUUUCUCUCCUCUGAUUUGUCCAAGUGCUUCAUGUGACCCAGCUGUACCAAUCAUAGAUGAAUGUUGUGCUGUACUUUCAGAGAAGAACAGCUAGUCCAGGGUUGUGAAGGGUGAAACUUUAAAGAGCACUGGAGAAAAGGGGACUUUUGUCAGAACUGGCAAGCCGAAUGCCUCCUUUGUGGUCUGAGGCACAGAGAUGCGGUUGGUUUACUGAGUGAGGUCAUUCACAAAGCACAGCUUUCUCAUUAUCGAUUACCACGGCAACCGUAAGAACAAGCCCAUGCCAGGCUUUACAUAACACCGGGAUUAUUACAUAACAUGUGAUUUAUGGGUAGAAGAUCAUUGCUGUAUGCCACCUUAUGGAUCUCAUUAUGGGCUGCUUGAAUGCUGGAAUUUUUUUUUUUUUUUUUUUGGGGGGGGGAUUUGACAAUGACUUAAAGGCCAAUUUUCAAUUUCACUUACCUUGAAAGCCCCAUGCUUUUGGUUCCCCCAUCGUUUAUUUUCCAUAGCUACUUUAGCUGUAGGUCAGCCACAGGUCAUAACACAACAUUCAGGACUGCUUCAGAUGUUUUUUUGUUUCUUUUUAAAUUGCAUGCCAUAUUAUCGAAUUCUGUGGGUAGUGUUUCUUUUAAUUUUUUUAUACUGUUUGAUGUCAUCUGUAUUUAUGUAUGUAUAUAUGUAUGUAUGUUUGUUGGUACGUACUGUAGUCUUUUACUGUAAGUUGCUCUGGAUAAGAGCAUCUGAAAGGCCUCAUAAUAGGAAUAAAAGGCGUAAUGAUGAAUGAAUCUAGCACAAUACUUCGGCUCUAAGGGUCAGGA